AUGGCCGAGCUGGCGGCGGCAGCGGAGGGGCCGCCGCGGGGCCGCACGCCUAGUCCGGGUCCCGGGGCGCCGGGGCCGCCCAGCCCCCGCGCGGCCGGAGCGGCGGCGGGUUCUGGCGGGGCGCUGUCCCCACCCGGCGCGGCCCGGCCGCCCGCCGCCUCCAAGUGGGUGCGCCUGAACGUGGGCGGCACGUACUUCGUGAGCACCCGGCAGACGCUGUGCCGGGAGCCCAAGUCCUUCCUGUGCCGCCUCUGCUGCCAGGACGGGCCCGAGCUCGGCUCCGACAAGGAUGAGACAGGGGCGUAUCUCAUCGACAGAGACCCCACCUAUUUUGGUCCAAUACUGAACUACCUCCGACAUGGGAAGCUCAUCAUAAACAAGGAGCUUGCAGAAGAAGGGGUACUGGAAGAAGCCGAGUUUUACAAUAUUGCAUCUCUUGUGCGGCUGGUGAAGGAGCGGAUACGGGACAACGAGAACAGAACCUCUCAAGGACCUGUGAAGCAUGUGUACAGAGUCCUGCAGUGCCAAGAGGAAGAGCUCACGCAGAUGGUGUCCACUAUGUCUGAUGGGUGGAAAUUCGAACAGCUGAUCAGCAUUGGAUCUUCUUAUAACUACGGAAACGAAGACCAGGCAGAAUUCCUCUGUGUUGUGUCCAGGGAGCUCAACAAUUCUACCAAUGGCAUUGUCAAGGAGCCGAGCGAGAAGGCAAAGAUUCUUCAAGAGCGAGGAUCCCGGAUGUAAUUCAAGUGUCCACUCCGUUAAAACUCCCAGAUGUCAAAAGGGCAGUCUAGCUGGGCAGAGCAUCUCUCCGCAGUGCAACCUUGCCCUUGUACAGUAACCAAGCUAAUGCAAAGCAAAGCCGAGCCUGUCCUGCCAAUGGCGAAUAAUUCUGGUCAUAACCAAAGGCUUCCCUCUUACCCUGGAAACCAAGGAAGGAAAAGACUUCCAGCUGGAUAGUCCUUUCCACAAGUAUUUGUUUUAUUUUCUUGGCCAGCACUGUAUUGAAUUUUUCCAACAAUGGCUGGGCCGGAUUCCCAGUCGGAGCCUUUGCGAAGGUUGCUCAGGUCCACAGGCCCUUGCAAUCAGUCCCACCUUCCACAGGCUGGCGUAGGUGGGAAGAUCUGUAUUUGAGCUGUGCCAUUUCUUGCACCCAGGUCUGCCACCAGAAAGUGCAGGGACCUUGCGAUGCUCCCCCUCCUGACCAGCCAGCCCCCCCAAAUCAGAAGAUCAGGGCUUUAAAAGGAGGAACAAAACAGCCACUUGUAAAAAAACACCACACAGACUUCUCCAUUCUUGCUUUGUAUUUGUUCCUUGUUCCAAUUCCUAAAAGCUGAGUUUAGAUACUAAGGGGAGGGGAGUUGUGUGUACAUCUAACACGGGUCUCGCUGUUAACGCUAUUACACACGGGCUCCUGGCAUUUUCCGAAGCCCAUUACUUCGCAUGCAUAAACAAAGAGACCUGUGUUCACCCAGAAGAGCGAUAGAGUGAUAGUUCUGUCCUUUACACUUCUCGACUGAAGAGGAGUGGUGACAUCUUCCCCUCCAAUACCCUGCCACGGCCAUAUCUUAGCCUGGUGCAAAGUCACAAGGUUAGGGACUUGUUGCUGCCAAGUUCAGCUUUGCCUUGUUUGUCUCCAGCAGCGUGGGCUCUCUGUCUCCUUCCUUCUCACCAAGGGAGGACUUCAGGCAGAAUUUCUUUUGUACUGUAGCAAGCAGGUAGGUUUGUUUUAACCCAUGAGAUCCUUUGCGGAAGAGAUCCCCUAUUUAGAUGCAAGGAUUUAUCUGCAGCCCCCUUAUGUCCCCACCUUUAAGCGAUCACCUCAAAUUACAGAGGGGCAUCACAGAGUUGGGGUGGGGGGGUUGGUGAAAAGUUGCCAAACUGUUGUAAUGUUUCUUGUCCAAAGUGAUGUGUCGACUUCUGUGACUUUUCUUUCUUUUUUUUUUUUUUUUGGAAUGCCUUGGAUGGGUGUGCAAAAUGUUUGUUUGUGCCUCUCUUGAAUUCUAAUCUUAGCCAAACUGCAGUCACUGGUUCCCCUCUGUUAAUCUGUGCCAUCCCUAACCAAGGGCAUGUCCCUCCUAGGCUGGUAAAUGGAAUUUCUUAGGAAUUUGCUGCAUGUUUUUCCCUUUACAUCCUGGCUUUGUUCUUUGUAGCCUAAGUGUCCAGGCACUUGGGUCUUUUUGAGUCAAGUCCCAAACUGACAUUAAACGCAAAGCUUCAGAGAUGCUGGAAUUCACAGACAUUGACAAGCUCAGAGCAGAUGUUUCUCACUAAGGUAUCAGAAAAUUCCUCACCUGGACUGAGGAGUUGGGCUCCUUUCUGGAGGACUUCAGCUACCUGUGGUCUCCUUAAAGUUUUGAGAUAGAAUUAGGCAGGUUUCCCAUCUUAUCACUUGUUGCUGACAGGGCCUCGCAGCAGCGUUACCAACGGUCCAACAACCAGUUGAGCAAACAAGACGUGCAGCAAAGACACUGAGUGACACCGCCGCACUCUCUGCCUCUUUUCAGUCCUUCUGUACGUACUUGCCUGUCCUCUCCCAUCCUGCUUUGCCAACGUACCUCCUCCGGUGGAGGCUUUCCCUCGCGAAAGACUGGUUAAUUAUCUGUGCUAGUUUAAUCCUGGUAACAAUGGACCGUGCCAAAUGUCUUUGAAUUCACGUUGUGUCAGUUACAGGCUGCUGAAAUGCAGCUGGCUUGCCAUCACGCUGAAGAACCCAGCUCUUUUUCUUCCCUCCAUCUUCCCUGUUUAUAAUGUGGUGAGAUGGUAUUGGUGUGAUUAGACCGUACGUCUUGGCUGGGCCUAAAUAACACUGUGAUGUGUAUAGAUAUCUCUCCUCUGUCAGUAUCUUGUAGCCUCAGUCAUUGUCCGUCUGUGCUGACAGCUACGAAAUCAAGAAGCACACGUAUGCGAGUUAGCAGCCUAAAAAGCCCUUUAACACUCUCAUCUGUCUUCUUUCCCUUCCUCAGAGGAGGGAGUUUCUGGGAACUGGUCAAGAAAUAUCAAACUAAAGGCAACAGGAACUGGUUGAGCUGCAUGUCACAUCGAUGCCAGCUGAGCACCUUGCUGUUCAAACCACGGAGCUCAAAGCAACGCUAGUUGCAAAGGGAGACUUCCUGUCCAGUACAGCUCAAGUAGAUAAAAACCGAUACCUCCUUGCUUUUUUGUAUCACCAAAAAUGCCAUACGUGGUGAAGCCCACCGGAGGAUUGCCUGAUGCAAGAGUGAUGCCAUCACACUCCCUUCUGAGCCACAGAGGGCCUAAAAAUUACCAUUGCCAGUUGAACAGAACAGCUCUUUAACUCACAUGCACAAGAAGGACUAUCAAAGUUGCAUCUUGGUUUUCCCCUCCACGCUGCUUCCUGCAGCAAGGACAUGCCAGGGGGUUGAAGACUGCAUUCAGCUGCAGGGUCUUUAAGUUCAACAGAACAAGUUUAUGGUAGAAAACCAAUCAUUGGUACUGGACACUCGAGUUCUCGGGCGAUAUUUAGGAGCAGGCAUGAAGUCCAUCCAGAGCAGGUACAUUCCCAGUGGAGGAUUUCUCCUUUCCCGACUGCUAGGUCACCUUUACCCCGAGACCAAGGCUGGUCUCAGCAUUAUGCACCAGUUGCAUCCCUUCUGUGCUCAAGACAGGGCUUUUCCUUCCGUUGCCUUUCACUCAGUCACAACUAUAUCAAAACUAGCGCUGAAUUAGGAUGAAAUUUGUCCCAUUCACUUUAAAAAAAGGUAGCAUGUUGCGGUGAGUAGGGUAGGUGAGCAGGGGUAGAUCUACUGGAUAUCCAGGAGUGCUUGUGCCUCUUGGGAAGGUUCACUGUAAAACAUUAAUCCUGGGAAUGGAGAGUAUGACACUUUGGUUUUUUUUUAAACUGUCCCAGUGGCCUAAAUUGUUCCAUUAUGGCAAGACUGGAAAUAACUUCUUAAAGUGUCUUUGUUUCUGCACAUUUUUAAAAAAAAUCGAUUUUUCUCAGGGGUGACUGAGUGGGCUGAGGCAAAGGGGGCAUGGUUCGCUGCGGGGCGGUGGGACGGAGCAGCUCCCCAGUCCUGCAGCUGGGCCACGGGCUCCUCCCCUCGCGUUUGCCUGCAAACCCGGAGGUUUUGUACAGUUUGUCACGUGUCAGUGCCCUUUGCUACUGUUUCUCUUUGUUUAUUAAAUGUGUUUGAAUAACAGUUGAGAUGCUGUGAUUAAUUUUUUUUUUCAAUAAAGAUUCUGAAAUGGGUUUGAAAAGUU
Gymnogyps californianus (California condor) is the source of this 4221-nucleotide messenger RNA. RefSeq names its product potassium channel tetramerization domain containing 2 (gene KCTD2). The record is from RefSeq and is a predicted model, not a curated record. Gene Ontology annotation, cellular component: Cul3-RING ubiquitin ligase complex; cytoplasm. Lineage: Eukaryota; Metazoa; Chordata; Aves; Accipitriformes; Cathartidae. Gene Ontology annotation, molecular function: cullin family protein binding. Gene Ontology annotation, biological process: proteasome-mediated ubiquitin-dependent protein catabolic process; protein homooligomerization.